UAUCUUCUUCACACUAAAGCCAACAUUCCUUUCUUGAAAUUUGUCACUUAAAACCAACUUUCCCUACAAACUUUUCCAUCCAUUUUUCUGGCAAAAACCAAAAAUGGGUUUUCUCUCUGUUCUCUCUUCCAUUUUCCUUUUCAUCCUAAUCCUAACACUCCCACAACAAAGAGUUUCUUCUGAAACCAUAAAUGAUAGUACUAAAACAUCUUUAUCUUUGCUUAUGACUAUCAAAGCUUCUUUGGACCCAAAAAGCCUCAUUCUUUCAUCAUGGUCACCUACUUCUACUGACCCAUGCAAUGAUUCUUUUGAAGGUAUUGCUUGUAAUGAGCUUGGUCAAGUUGUUAACAUUUCUUUGCAAGGCAAAGAUCUUACUGGAAAAAUUCCACCUGAGAUUGGUCAGCUUCAGAGCUUGUCUGGAUUGUACUUGCACUUUAAUAAGCUACAUGGGGUUGUACCUAAAGAAAUUGCUAAUUUAACUCAGCUCUCGGAUUUGUAUCUUAAUGUGAAUAAUCUCUCCGGUGUUAUUCCUCCUGAGGUUGGCAACAUGUCUAGUCUUCAAGUAUUGCAACUAUGUUAUAACCAGUUGACUGGAAGUAUACCUAAUCAACUUGGGGUUUUAAAGAAACUCAGUGUUCUUGCUUUGCAAGUCAAUCAGUUAACUGGAGCAAUUCCUGCAAGCUUGGGGGAUUUGGAGAUGUUGACCAGGCUUGACUUGAGCUUCAAUAAUCUUUUCGGGUCUAUACCAGUGAAACUCGCGGAUGCUCCAAAGCUAGAAGUUCUUGAUAUCAGAAAUAAUACCCUUUCUGGCAAUGUCCCUCAAGCCUUGAAGAGACUGAAUGAAGGAUUUCAGUAUGCAAACAACCCUGACUUGUGUGGAAUUGAAUUUUCUUCCUUGAAACUCUGCACUGUAUCUAGUCUAAACCAAAACAGACCACAACCAUUUGAACCUGGUUCGAAUCGUCUCCCCACAAAAGACAUUCCAGAGUCUGCAAAUGUACAAACAAAACAAACGAGUCAGUCAAGAAAAUCACAAACUGCUGUGGUUGUUGGUGUUAUUGCACUUUUUGUUGCAGUAGCUGUAACUGGACUUUUCACAUUUUCGCUGUACCGUCGAAGGAAACAGAAAAUUGGAGGUACUCUUGAUACCUCCGAUAGGCGACUCAGUACUGAUGAGGUGAAGGAGAUUUCUAGAAGAAGCGCGUCGCCCCUCAUCAGCCUGGAAUAUUCCAAUGGCUGGGAUCCUCUAGGGAAAGGCCGAGGUGGAAGUGCUUUCUCUCAGGAAGUAUUUGAGAGCUUUAUGUUCAAUUUGGAUGAAGUUGAGUCAGCUACACAGUACUUUUCAGAAGCAAACUUGUUAGGAAAGAGUAAUUUCACAGCUGUUUAUAAAGGGACAUUGAGGGAUGGGUCUGUUGUUGCUAUUAAGUGCAUUUCCAAGACUAGCUGCAAGUCAGAUGAAACUGAAUUUCUCAAGGGACUAAAACUCUUAACCUCAUUGAACCAUGAAAAUCUUUUGAGAUUGAGAGGGUUUUGCUGUUCAAAAGGUAGGGGGGAAUGCUUUCUGAUCUACGAUUUCGUCCCAAAUGGAAAUUUGUUGCAGUACCUUGACGUGAAGGAUGGAAAAGGAAAGGUUCUUGAUUGGUCUACCAGACUUCGUAUAAUCAAAGGCAUCGCCAGAGGUAUUCAUUACUUGCAUGGAAACAAGGGAGGCAAACCUGCUCUAGUCCAUCGAAAUAUAUCAGCUGAAAAAGUACUUGUCGAUCAACACUACAACCCAUUGCUCUCGGAUUCAGGUCUGCACAAACUACUAGCAGAUGACAUUGUCUUCUCAACACUCAAGGAAAGUGCUGCAAUGGGCUACCUAGCUCCAGAGUAUACAACCACUGGCAGGUUUACCGAAAAGAGUGAUCUCUACGCAUUUGGCAUGAUCAUAUUUCAGGUUCUCUCCGGAAGAUGUAAAAUCACCCCUUCUAACCAUCAAGGGGCAGAGUUGUGCAGAUUUGAAGACUUCAUUGAUCCAAAUCUUUGGGGAAACUUUGUUGAAGCUGAGGCAGUUCAGAUGGCAAAGGUAGCUCUACUUUGCACGCACGAGUCACCAAAUCAGAGGCCAGACAUUGAAAUAGUCAUGCAAGAACUGAAUGAUGUAACCUUCAGCAAGUCGUGAAAGCUAUUGCAACAACAUCCAAAUUCUCAAAUGACCAUUAGGAGCCUGAUACUAAUUUCUUACUGAUGCCACCUUUUCCCAUCCUUUUGAUCCUGCAUGACUUGUGCUUGAGGAGGACACAUGAAUGUCAGGCGCCUGUUCUAUAUAGUUAAGUAAGUACUAAUGCACGUUGACGUAGGUUAGCCUCAAGUGAUCAGUUCUCUUGUAUUAUGUAACUUAACCAUAAUUCUAAGCAAGUCUUCUCCACUUGCAAACUAGUGUACCAGAAGCUAGUGCAAUUUCUAUUUAGUUCAUAUA
Messenger RNA from Solanum lycopersicum (tomato), 2461 nucleotides. RefSeq names its product LRR receptor kinase BAK1. The record is from RefSeq and is a predicted model, not a curated record. Gene Ontology annotation, molecular function: ATP binding; protein binding; protein kinase activity. NCBI's taxonomy places the organism in Eukaryota, Viridiplantae, Streptophyta, Magnoliopsida, Solanales, Solanaceae. Gene Ontology annotation, biological process: protein phosphorylation.